This is a messenger RNA of Thlaspi arvense, 1269 nucleotides long. Lineage: Eukaryota; Viridiplantae; Streptophyta; Magnoliopsida; Brassicales; Brassicaceae. The record is from the annotation of a GenBank genome assembly.
AUGGAGCGGCUAACAUCUCCUCCUCGUCUCAUGAUAGUCUCGGAUCUUGAUCAUACUAUGGUUGAUCAUCAUGAUCCUGAGAACCUCUCUCUGCUGAGAUUCAACUCACUGUGGGAACACGCUUAUCGCCAUGACUCUCUUCUUGUUUUCUCAACGGGAAGAUCACCAACGCUGUACAAGGAGCUUCGAAAAGAGAAGCCUUUGCUGACCCCUGAUAUCACCAUUAUGUCUGUAGGAACCGAGAUUACUUAUGGUAACUCCAUGGUUCCUGAUCAUGGUUGGGUUGAGACCUUGAACAAUAAAUGGGACCUGGGAAUUGUCAGGGAAGAAACCAGCAAGUUCUCUGAGUUAACACGUCAGGCAGAAACUGAGCAGAGGCCACACAAGGUUAGCUUUUACGUUGACAAGAGUAAGGCUCAGGAAGUUACCAAGGAGCUAUCACAGCGGCUGGAGAAACGUGGGUUGGAUGUCAAAAUAAUUUACAGUGGAGGCAUGGAUUUGGAUAUCUUACCACAAGGUGCUGGGAAGGGUCAAGCGCUUGCAUUUCUGCUAAAGAAGCUCAAGGCUGAAGGAAAACUCCCUGUUAAUACUCUUGCUUGUGGCGACUCUGGGAACGAUGCUGAACUUUUUAGCAUUCCUGAUGUUUAUGGCGUCAUGGUAAGCAAUGCUCAAGAAGAGCUGUUGAAGUGGCACGCUGAAAAUGCGAAAGACAACCCGAAGGUAAUCCAUGCAAAGGAGAGGUGUGCGGGUGGGAUUAUACAAGCCAUUGGUGAGUUCAAGCUUGGUCCUAACCUUUCUCCAAGAGAUGUCUCUGACUUUUUGGAGUGCAAGGCGGAUAACGUGAACCCUGGUCACGAGGUUGUGAAGUUUUUCUUGUUCUACGAGAGAUGGAGACGUGGUGAGGUUGAGAACUGCGAGGCGUACACUGCGAGCCUCAAAGCUUCAUGUCACCCUAAUGGUGUGUUUGUUCAUCCGUCUGGUGCUGAAAAAUCUCUGAGAGAGACCAUUGAUGAGCUGCGCAAGUACCAUGGAGACAAACAAGGGAAGAAGUUUCGGGUUUGGGCAGAUCAAGUUCUGGCAACAGAAACUACUCCUGGGACUUGGAUAGUGAAGCUUGAUAAAUGGGAGCAGAGUGAAGACGAACGAAGAGGCUGCACGACGACUGUCAAAUUUACCUCAAAGGAAGGUGAAGGAUUGGUGUGGGAACAUGUACAGCAAACUUGGUCCAAGGAUUCAACGGUCAAGGAUGAUAGCAGCUGGAUCAUCUGA